GUCCCAAGCGCUGAGCAGGUCAAGUCCAGGGAUUAGACUGACUGUGAAAUGAAACCUGGCAAGACAGAGGGAAAUCACCUCCUCAUACAAAGAGGGGCAUUCCAGAGAAAGGGAAUUUUCCUCAGAGCAGUGACAUUAUCCCCACUGGAUAAUGCAGCACAUCAGUGUUGUUACUGGUUCCCACCAUUCCAGCCUCCCCAUCUGCUGAGCAGCCCAGGGACAUGAUUUCAUCCAUGUUUUCCACAGGAAAAGGGGAUGAUGCUGCAGGGCCCUGACUGCAGGAACACUUGCACAGCAGCAUUUGGGCACCAAACAGAAGAUGCAGCCAGCACGUGACCAUGUCCACCAUGGGGCUGCAAAACCCCAGUGCCUCCUGCUCCGGAGUAGGAGCAGCACAGGCAGGCUCCUCAGGGGGAUUUUUCCAGUGACAUCCAGCCAUGUCACAGUGGAAGCCAGGCUGCCCUUGCAGCAGUGCUGGGCUCAGUUAGGAGCAGGGGAACAGAUGUGGCACCACCACAGCCCAGAUGAGCUGCAGGACAAAUGUGGGGGACAGGAAACAGCAUGAGCCUACAAAAAGUCGUAAAUUCAGAGCAUCUGGGCCCACAUGGAGCAGGCAGCCUUCCCAAGACGCUGUUGUUUGGCUCAGCCCUUGCGCUGCCUCCCUUCUCCCCCCGCAGGAGGCUGGAGAACCUGCAGGGGCCAUUCGCUGUUGCUGGGCGAUCUGGCUGCUGAAACCACAACAGCGUCAGUGGGGAUGGAGCCCGUGUGCCCGGGGCUCCCCAGCAGCUCCCAGCGCUGCCUGCAGGACGGGACCGGCCCCACCGCCCUGCCAGGGGCACGGCAGCACCAUGUUCGCCACGGUCAGAUUCGGAGCCAACUGCCAAGAAAUGGUGAACCUGCUCUGCUCUGUCCAGACCCUCACAGGCCACCUGAAGUGGAAGUGUCAGUGCAGGCCUGAAGACUGCAUCGAUCUUGUGGAUGAAAAGGGCACCCUGAUGAACCUGAGCAAAGUAGAAGAUCCUGCAUCUGACUGUGCCAGUAAAUACCUGCAGGGAAGGCAGCGCUACGUCCUCGUCAGAGCUGCCCGAGAAGAAAACUCUGAAGCCAUCUGCUACGAAUCCUUGCUUGAGGACCUGGGGAAACACUACCCUGACCUCCCAGAUCGGCUGCAGCAGCUCUCAGAAAAGACUCAGAGGACAGAGCAGAGGAAGAAGGGCUCCUUGCAGAGGGCUCAGCCUCACACCAGCACCCGAGCCAGGAACAGGACCACCUCACAGAGCAAGAGGAGCUUGGAACACAAGAGGACCCCUAAAUGAGGAACAGGCCCAUUGCUGGUCACCCAGGCAGCACAGCCUCCACCAGGGCCCAAACACCUGCCCAGGCUCUCAUUCCAGCACAGCAGAGUCCCCUGCUACUGAGCCCCUCUCCCUGGGAUCCCCUGCCCACCCAGAGCUUCACUACCCCAUCCCAGGCUGCACCCUGGCAAACCCAGCAUCACAGCCAGGCACAGGCACCAUCCUCCUGCUUCAGGGGGCUCAUGUUCCCUGGCAUGGCCUGCACUCCCCAGGGACAGGAACCUGCACCUCCUUCCCACCCACUG
Passer montanus (Eurasian tree sparrow) is the source of this 1600-nucleotide messenger RNA. It is a transcript of the gene CUNH22orf15, whose product is annotated as chromosome unknown C22orf15 homolog. The record is from RefSeq and is a predicted model, not a curated record. NCBI's taxonomy places the organism in Eukaryota, Metazoa, Chordata, Aves, Passeriformes, Passeridae. The transcript is spliced from 5 exons. The coding region runs from base 525 to 1316 and encodes 263 amino acids.